AACAUGUCCUACAGUGUCUGCUCUGAAAACUUCUCUUCCCGCUCCCUUAGGGGCUGUGUGAGGUACCCAGGUUCCUCCUGCUCCUCCUACUCUAGCAAUCUGAUCCACAGUUUCUCUCCCAGAACCUUCCGGUUGGGAUCCGCUUUCCACAGUAGCUUCCAGGGGACCUCCUUCCAGCCCAACAGAUGCCAGACAUCCUUUGUGGUGUCCAACCCCUGCCAGCGGUCCUGCAACCGACCCAGGGUCUCUACUUUCUGCAGUCCUUGCCAUCCUACUUAUACUGGAUCUCAGGGCUUUGGAUCAAGAAUUUCUUGUUCCCUGGGGUACGGAUCAAGGAGUUGCUAUUCCAGUGGCGUCAGACCCCUGGGUUAUGCAAUCCGUGGCUUUCCUUGCUUUGGCUAUAGGCCUGGAUUCUGCCGCCCAACCUACCUGGCUUCUGGGAGCUACCAGGCAUCUUGUUACAGACCAACCUGUGGAUCUAGCUUCACGAAAUCAACUUGCUGA
This is a messenger RNA of Castor canadensis (American beaver), 504 nucleotides long. RefSeq names its product keratin-associated protein 13-1-like. The record is from RefSeq and is a predicted model, not a curated record. NCBI's taxonomy places the organism in Eukaryota, Metazoa, Chordata, Mammalia, Rodentia, Castoridae.